Messenger RNA from Suillus plorans, 482 nucleotides. RefSeq lists its product as uncharacterized. The transcript is spliced from 2 exons. NCBI's taxonomy places the organism in Eukaryota, Fungi, Basidiomycota, Agaricomycetes, Boletales, Suillaceae. Bases 102 to 377 code for a protein of 91 amino acids. The record is from RefSeq and is a predicted model, not a curated record.
AUUCUUGCGUUUCGUGUGCUUUCGUACCCAGGGCAGUUUGAUGAGAGACCACGACAACGUCAGGCUUGCGUUCGGACUGUUUGUCCUGGUGGUCCUGGUAUAUGGGCUUUGUAUCAUUGACAUGGAGUAGAAUGUUGGUCUUGUCGUCGACCUUGAAUGCAGGUAUUCCUUGUACAUUCACCUUGCUUAGUUCACGGAGCGCACAGUUGGCGGCUUUGACGAAAGAAGCGUAUGUCGAUGUUUCGACGUUAAUAUCACAAAAAUCAGUCAAGUGUCCCUUUAUCUCUUGCGCUACAGCCCCCACAUUGCAGAUAGGCAGGACAGCAUUGAGGGAAGUUUCGAAUAGCUUCGAUUUCUCGCUGACAGAAAGGUUUUGAGAGUAACCUGUGCAUCUUGCAAGGAGUUCUUGCAGCAUCGUAUCUGCCUCACACUUCUCAAAGUUUUGGACGUCCCUCGCGAUCCAUGGACGGACAUUAUUGACU